AUGGACUUUUCCGUUUUCCUGCUUACCCACGCCUAUGUAUACUUGGUCAUCCUUUAUUUAAUCCGCGUCGUGGACUUUUUCGAUUCCACCGAUUCGUGCGGUAUGUUGAGCACAUUGACGAACCUAUUUCCUCCGAAGCCCAAGUGGGCAGUCGAGCAGAUGCCUGACCUGCUGGGCCAAGUCAUCAUUGUCACCGGAGGAAAUGCCGGCAUCGGUAGGGAAACCGUCAAGGCACUGUUGUCGCACAAUGCCAAGGUAUACAUGGCUGGACGCAAUCCUGAGAAGAUGCAACUGGCCAUUAAGGAGUUGCAGGAGGAAACGGGGCGAGAAGCACUUCCCAUGGUGGUCGAUCUCGCUGACCUGUCGUCCAUCAAGGCGGCAGCGGAAGAGUUUCUUAGUAAAGAGGAGCGGCUCGACGUCCUCUUUAAUAAUGCAGGCGCCGUGUAUCCGCCGGUCGAGGAAAUCACUGCUCAGGGUUACGACAUGCAAUUUGGGACCAACGUCCUUGGGCAUUUCUACUUUACGAAGCUGCUUAUUCCCCUGUUGCUCAGCACAGCGCAGUCCUCCGCAACGAGAAAAGCUCGCGUGGUUCACACUGCGUCCAUGGGGCAUCUGUACGUCUCCGGGAUCGACUACCACAUCGUCGAGGAUUGCCCGCGGCGGAGGGCGCACAGCUCGAUCCAGCUGUAUUUCCACAGCAAAUUCGGAAACGUGGUCAUAGCAAAGGAGUUCCACAGGCGGUACUCCAAUCGAGGGCUAGUCUCCGUAUCCCUCCAUCCCGGAAACACUAAGCUCGACAACGAGCGGCACACCUCCUUACUGGCCAGGGUGGUUGGCCUGACAAACCCACUCCAGUCCAGCACGCAGAUGGGUGCUCUUACACAGCUAUACGCAGGGACGGCGCCCGAGGGCGUGGAGUUCGGCGGCAAGUACUUGAUCCCAUGGGCAAGGAUAGGCAAAGCACGCAGAGAGGCCAAUGAUCCGAAUGUCGGACAGCGACUUUGGGAGUGGUUGGAAGAGCAGGUCAAGAAGUGGCUUGAUGAGCAGGCACCUGAAUAG
This is a messenger RNA of Sparassis crispa, 1059 nucleotides long. RefSeq lists its product as uncharacterized. The transcript is spliced from 9 exons. Bases 1 to 1059 code for a protein of 352 amino acids. The record is from RefSeq and is a predicted model, not a curated record. Lineage: Eukaryota; Fungi; Basidiomycota; Agaricomycetes; Polyporales; Sparassidaceae.